AUGACCGUGAAGGACAGUAAUAUGCAGCUGCGUUCCUAUGCUUUACGAUGCGAUGUAGAAGUUGAAUGUCAGAAGGCAGCACCAGUUGGCUAUGGCUCGUGUACUGAAGCCACAACUGCUGCCCUCCAAGCCGCCCCUUCUCUCUUCAUGGCAGCAUCGAGUGAUAGCGGGCUAGUGGACACAGAUCCAGGUCGAGUUAGCAGCAUGACAGCCAUUAACUCGGGUCCUGUCGGAGAGGUGGGCGGCGUGAGGCUGCCACUGCAGUCACUACAUGGAUACGGAUCUGUGUUCAUGUACUCGGCGUCGACGAGUCCCGGGGGUGGAGGUGGCCAGAGUAGCGGAGGCGGGGGUGAAGUCACUCUCCGCCUCCGCGAACCCGAGGACAUUCCCGAAGAGGUCCUCGCCCGCCUCGAGGACACCGCCACCCUCUCUAUCUCUCUUCAAAGCGAUGCAGUCCUGAGGCUAGGGGCGGCUGGCGCAGGAAAUGGGAACUUAGAGUUAUUUGAUAGUGAGAGCGGGCCGGAUCUCACGCUAUCACCUCAAACCUUCACGUCAACGGCGGAGGCCUUCAUCAAUGACAAUAGCGACAGUCUCGGGGUUCCAGGAGACAACGAUACCG
Molecule: messenger RNA, 619 nt
Organism: Trachymyrmex septentrionalis
Lineage: Eukaryota; Metazoa; Arthropoda; Insecta; Hymenoptera; Formicidae
Exons: 6
Source: RefSeq, a predicted model, not a curated record